Choloepus didactylus (southern two-toed sloth) is the source of this 1974-nucleotide messenger RNA. It is a transcript of the gene COQ10B, whose product is annotated as coenzyme Q10B. Gene Ontology annotation, biological process: ubiquinone biosynthetic process; cellular respiration. The transcript is spliced from 5 exons. Gene Ontology annotation, molecular function: ubiquinone binding. Bases 545 to 1132 code for a protein of 195 amino acids. Gene Ontology annotation, cellular component: mitochondrion. NCBI's taxonomy places the organism in Eukaryota, Metazoa, Chordata, Mammalia, Pilosa, Megalonychidae. The record is from RefSeq and is a predicted model, not a curated record.
UGCUGAGUGGGGGGUCGGAGGACUUCCGGGGCGUUUUGGCGUCUUUGGAGAGGAAGGGUCUCCGCGUAGGGUAUUUUAGAGACUCCUUGGGCUGGAGGCUCGCCUGCCUGGGCCGCCCUUUCUGCGUUUGCGGCUCCCCGCCGUCGCGAGAGGCGGUGAAUCAUCGGCAAGGCGACUUUGGAAGCAGCUGAUAAAGUAACUCUGCCGCCGGUGCCUUUGGGCUUUUCCGGUCUCCGCCCCGGCUGCCUGUUGCUGCUGCUGUCGAAGUUUUUGCGCCGACUUUUUACUGGGCGAUUGCAUGUGUGGAAGUUUGUGGUCUGGUAAUGAGCCCCCUCCUUCCCGCCUCUCCUUGCAUGCCAGAUGGUCAGGUGUGCUUUCCCAGUUCCUGGUGGUGUUCCUUGCCCCGCAUUUGCUGUUUCUAAAACUAAACGUAGCCGAUGUAAGGGGACCUGGAGUUUUUCCAUUCGGUUUUUUAGAGGUCCUGUAACCUUGAACCAGAGUCUGCCAUCGAUUUUCCUGAUAUUUAGCUUCCUGUGGUAUAUUGAUGAACAGAACUCUUCCACUACAUACCUCAGUUGUGCCUAAGGAGAUAUAUGCAAGAACUUUCUUCAAAAUUGCUGCACCGCUAAUAAACAAAAGAAAAGAAUAUUCAGAGAGAAGAAUUAUAGGAUAUUCUAUGCAGGAAAUGUAUGAUGUGGUAUCAGGAAUGGACGAUUAUAAGCAUUUUGUUCCUUGGUGCAAAAAAUCGGAUGUAAUAUCAAAGAGAUCUGGAUACUGCAAAACACGAUUAGAAAUUGGGUUUCCACCCAUGUUGGAGCGAUAUACCUCAGUAGUAACCUUGGUGAAACCACAUUUGGUAAAGGCAUCCUGUACAGAUGGGAGACUUUUCAAUCAUUUGGAGACUGUUUGGCGUUUUAGCCCAGGUCUUCCUGGCUACCCAAGAACUUGUACUUUGGAUUUUUCAAUUUCUUUCGAAUUUCGCUCACUUCUACACUCUCAGCUUGCCACGCUGUUUUUUGAUGAAGUUGUAAAGCAGAUGGUAGCUGCCUUUGAAAGAAGAGCAUGUAAGCUGUAUGGUCCAGAAACAAAUAUACCUCGGGAAUUAAUGCUACAUGAAGUUCAUCACACAUAGAGGAGAAAGAAGAAUUGGUGUCACCUACUUCUAAGUUUGUUCAUAUUUAGGAAGUGCUUUCAUCAUUAACUUUUAGAAGUCAGAAAGUAUUUGUUAAACCCAGCUUUGAUUAUAAACCUGCACCAUUUAAAAUUUGCACACAGAAUAUUGAACCACAUGUACAUAGUAUUUUCUUCAAUCAAGUAUAAUUCAAAGCAAUGUAUACAUCAGCAUGUUCUGCAUUUACAAUGGGAUGUCAUCACUGUUGCUAGAAUACUGACAUCCCUCUUCAGAGCAGAAAUUGAAACUAAGUUUAAACUUUCCAUUAUCACUUUACUUGAAAAAGGUUAGUUUAGAUAUUCAUGAUGUAUGUAUUAUAUUAACCAUAUCACACUUAAGUUAUUAAAUUCACACUGUGUAACUUAUUGUUACAGGGGCUGCCCUGUGGCUUAGCUUAUUUGCCUAAUCAUUAGAUAUUUUUAAACUUUGACUUAAAAAGCUGUCAAUAAAAGUCCCCUGGCACUUUUGAUACUUUAAAAAUUGUUCUUAUGGGGGGUAGAAUUCAGUGCUAUAGUGAGGUUAGCUUCCAGAUACAGAGUGAAUAUAUUUUUUGGUGAGUGGUCCAGACUUUAAGCUACCCUCUCCCAGGUACUUUGGCUGCUCUUUCAACAAAUACUAAUUGUGCACCAAAUUUUGUCUUCAGCAGAUGAAGAUGGUUGAUACAUCUCCAGCACUAUGCAUCCCUAUUUUCUAUUUAUUAUGUAUACUCACUUUGGUAUUUCAGACUAUUUUUUUUAAAACAAAUCAAUGUAAGGACUGAAGUGGUAACUUAAUAAAGGUAAUUUGUUUAUUUUUUGUAGUUA